Molecule: messenger RNA, 420 nt
Organism: Trichophyton rubrum CBS 118892
Lineage: Eukaryota; Fungi; Ascomycota; Eurotiomycetes; Onygenales; Arthrodermataceae
Exons: 1
Coding region: 1-420 (139 amino acids)
Source: RefSeq, a predicted model, not a curated record
AUGAUGCUCCAAUUCCAUGGAAAUAUCGGCAUGAUUUUGUCAUCCGAGGGCAAUUCUAUGCAGCUGAAUGGGUCAGAAUUUGCACUGCAACCAUCUAGUGGUAUCCAAUCCCAGCGAGGGCAAGCUCCAUUUACAUCUUCACCAAGUUCCUAUGUGAGGUUGCGGUUUCAGGGCAAAGGAACACUAUCCACGCACGCGUUAAUAAUGCUUCCUGCUGAGAUACCAGCGACCAUUCCUCCGGAGUGUGCGUCCAUAUCAAAGGUUCGGCGGUAUUACCAGUGGCGAAGAUCCAAUCUUGAAAUCGUUGAUCAAAGUGAGCGUAAAGGCGUGAGCGAUCUGGAACUCGCCUUGGGCAUUUGGAUGGAGUCCAUCGUAUCCGGCAUCGCAAUUACUCAUACCACAGCUAUAGUGCUCCUGUAG